AUGUAUGCAUUGAUCCUUGCGGGAAGCGAUCUAUACUCAUCAAAGAUAUGGGAGAUCACCUGGCUUUCGUUUUCUCUUGCCUGGGGUACCAUUCGCAUUUUUAUUGUGCGUAAUACUGGGCACGCUUCUACGGACAUUCAUCAAGAAGAGAAUAUUUGGGGCUUCGGUCAAGUUGUCGCUGUUGUCAUGUUAGCUUUGCCACUUCUUAGUAUCAUCGAGGCAUACACUUCCUUCGCAUCGAAUACAAUGGAAACGCCAAGGGACACACCAUCGCACACCAUGCCCCAUCCAGACUAUACGGAUGACCGACAACUAACGUUAAAUUUAGCUGCUGAUACAGAGGGUACUUCGCCACGCUGCCCAUUAAAUGCGGCACAACAGAUAAGGAACGAGCCGUGGUACUCAAAGCUGCUUGUGCUUUGGUAUUUGCUUUCCAUUGCUUUCGCAGCGGAUCUGUUAUAUUCGUUCGCGGCUGAUAAAGGCAUACAAUCUUUGGCCUCCUCAGGUGGUAUAAAACUUCAAGUGCUACAAUACCUCGUGUGGGGACUUCUUAAUCUUGCGAUCUUGUUUCUCUCCACACUUCUCUUUCUCGACAAAGACCUCAACAGAUUUUGGGAACAGUGGAGCUUGGGUAAAUACUUAUCCAAGAAAAAACUAGUUUCAGGUAUUCUAUGGGCUGUCAUCAUCACUGUCCUGGUGGGGGUUUCGGUUUCCUGGGAUGUCGACUACGAAUAUGUAACUGAUAUGCCUGGAUUAGUGCCAGAGUGGUAUUAA
Messenger RNA from Aspergillus lentulus, 774 nucleotides. Lineage: Eukaryota; Fungi; Ascomycota; Eurotiomycetes; Eurotiales; Aspergillaceae. The record is from RefSeq and is a predicted model, not a curated record.